Messenger RNA from Styela clava, 1101 nucleotides. RefSeq names its product serine/arginine-rich splicing factor x16-like. NCBI's taxonomy places the organism in Eukaryota, Metazoa, Chordata, Ascidiacea, Stolidobranchia, Styelidae. Gene Ontology annotation, molecular function: zinc ion binding; RNA binding. The record is from RefSeq and is a predicted model, not a curated record.
UUUAUCUUACUUACAGAAAUACAAUUAACUACCAGUAAGAACAGAAAAAUGUCAUAUCGUGAUUGUAAACUUUAUGUGGGAAAUUUGGCUUCAAGUUGUACUCGCACUGAUCUUGAGAAGGAGUUUGGGUAUUAUGGUCAUCUUGCAAAUGUUUGGGUUGCAAGGAAUCCACCUGGCUUCGCAUAUGUUGAAUUUGAAGAUGCUCGUGAUGCCAAAGAUGCCGUGAGAGGCCUGGAUGGGAGGUCAUUUAUGAAUCGUAAGCUUCGUGUUGAAAUAGCUCACGGAAUGCAGCGAUCUCGUGGUGGUGGUGGUGGUGGCGGCGGCGGUGGUGGUCAAUGGGGAGGUGUUGGUGGUAAUAUUCCACAUGAACGACGCCGUGCAUUUGACCCAAAUGACCGAUGCUACAAUUGUGGUGAAUGUGGGCAUUAUGCUUAUGAUUGCAGCCUAUACAGGCGUCGAGGAGGAGGCGGCCGCAGGUCGCGCUCGAGGUCCAGAAGUCGUGGUCGUCGCAGCAGAACUCGCUCUCGAUCAAAAGAAAGAAGAAGGCGAUCCUACUCAAAAUCGCCAAGACGAAGCUAUUCUCGUUCACGAUCCCGCAGUCCUCGUCGGAGUCCAAGUCGCUCACCUCGGCGGAGUAGAAGCCAUUCCCAUAGCAGAUCGAGGUCUGGAAGUCGCAAAAGAUCUGAAAGUCCGCAGAGGAAUGGUCAGAGAAGUCGAUCUGGAUCCAGAUCAAGAAGUCGCUCACGAUCUCGUUGAAAAAUUCGAUUUUUAAAAAUUGAAGAUGGUGAUUCAUAUUAGUUGUGAAUAUCUCAUUGUUUCAUUACGUACUGUAACUAUACUGGUUUGCUAAAGCGUUCAAGAAACUUGUCAGUCACAUUUUAUUGCCGGAAAAGACAAUUUUAAUUUGGGUUGUCAUUUAUUGUAGCACAUUCUUGUGUAUUAUAAUCUUAUUCCUGGUGCGCAAGUCUAUUCCUGGUUUUUCUUAUUUUACUACUAGCAAGACUGACUGUUAAGUAAAACGUUAUAGCAAAUUUUAUCUGGAUUGUGAAUACAUUUUUGUUACUUAUAAUACACCAAGCAUCUCGCUCUGGAGUGGAAGAA